ACCCUAGCGGUCAUCAGUCUUAGCUAAGACCUCGAAUAACGAACACGUGGUACCGUCAAUGUCAACCCAAUUCUUGGCACUUAUUUAUUUAUAUGUAUUUACGUACUGUACAGUGACAGCUUCCUUACGAACUUUACCGAGUUGUUAAACGCGUUGUGGCCCACCGAGUACAACAAACAACCCCAAGGUACUCGACAAAAAGGUACUUUCAUGUGUGAUUAUAUUUUUUCAGUGCCGUUUUCCGCACGCACGCAAGUGCCUAAAUAUGGAUAACUUACUGUUAUUAUUAGUGUAGUGGUUUACUGCAGGAUUAUAACAUUCCGUUGUUUAGUGCGAUUUUGUUUUUUCGUUUCGUAUAAUAACGAAAUUCGUCCUCCGCGAUGCCGAAAAUAUUCUUGAUCAAAAACAGACUGCAUCAGCAACAACUGCGCUUGUUGGAAUCGCAGAAUGCAGCAGCUAACAAAAAUUCCUCGGAACUCGGAAAUAUUCUUGGAAACGAUCCACACCAACCGCUUCCAUUAAUCGUGCCGAAAAAAGACGAUCGCAACAAAGACAGUAAAGAUGACAAGAAAUCAAAACCCACUUCUUCACCUGAGGACGAUAAGCCAUCCCCUAGAAAAGAAACCUUACCUCCUAGGAGGUUCACGUCGUCAAUUCUUGGUGGAGAUAUACCAUAUGGAAGCAGAGGCCACGUCCUCACACGUGCCGAAAGAAAAGAAUAUCCUCCAAUCAUCCCACCAGACAAACUAAUCCUGCCUCUUACUAAGAAACCACCCGAACAAAUUCCGCAACCCCAAAACCUAGCACCCGUAAGAUGCUCCGUAAUUCAACGCACCCCAAAAGCAACAAAACGAGAAGAAGAUAAAGACACAAGACUGCAAUCGAACAUCGCCAUCCAAGAACCCGAACAAGAACAACCCAUCGACUACCACAUUCCAAAAAGGAAAGGUGAAACUGAAGACGAAGAUGAGGAAAGAAAAACACGAGAACAACGACGAAGUCGAUGCUCUAAGGUCAGUAGACCUCUGAUAUCGGUGAGGGCAAUAGUUGGGAAAUUACCGACAACCAUGUCAGCUGCCGCAGGUCACGGCAGGGGUAACAACGGUGCCCAAGGCGCUAAUGGGCAAACAUCGGGUAACUCUUCUGGAGGUAGUGGAUCUAUCAAUUUUGGAAGUACAUCAUCUGGUGGAAGCGGAGGGGGUUCGUUAGGCAGUGGUACGGGCAAUGGAGGAAUGAAUCCUGGCAGGGACGGCAGGCAAAAUUACGGUCCAAGUAGUCCACCUACCGGAAGCCUCCCGCCUUUUUAUGAAUCUCUCAAAGGGGGUAAUAGCGGUUCGAAUAAUUACAAUGCCGGUGGAAAUUUUUCAAACAACAACUACAACCAAAUGAAUUUGGGGAAUAUGGACUGCGACACCGGACAAGACGUCGAAAAUAUAAACGGAAAUAACUCUAACGCACCUAAACAGUAUUCUCUGUUACAAAAUGCUUCUUAUGGACUCGUUAUGAAAGACGAAACAGACCUAGAUGGAUACGAAAACAAAAUCGACCCAAUGAACAAUCUACUUCCUGCCUCUUACUCAGUUUACGAAGACUCGAUGAUGGUGGACAUGGUAACAGGAGCGGUGGUCGAUCCAUUACAAUUCACAGCCACCUUGACCUUCUCCAGUUCCGCUGAGCAUGCCCUCCUCGAAAGUCUUUCAGAUGCAACAGAUCUUUCGUCAUUCCUCCAAAGAUUACCGAACGAGGACAAUGAUAACGACGAAAUAAUCGGAAACGAAAUGCACUCCCCUUCAAUAACCCCCGAUUCCAAUCACCUCCAAUCGGUCGACCAAAACAUCGACUCAUUCUCAGAUCAAAUCCUGAGUAGAAAUUACGAAGGAAGUAGUCAAAGGGGCGGUGGUUACCAACCUCAUCAGUAUUCGAAAAUUUACCCCGAAUCCCUCCCUUCAUAUCAGUCUUCCGUGAGCAAUGACGUACAAAUGCAAAUGCAACAACAGAUGCUAUCGCCGGGACUCUCGUUCAACGGUAACGGGAUAGAAUUAGAUUCGCCCAGUGCAAUAUCGUUACCAUCGCCGGGAGCUGCCAGUUGUUCCCUGGAUGGAACGAGCCAAAACGAACGAAAUUCACUCAGUCCUGCUAGUGUAAGUAGUCGGCGAGAGUCAACGAGUAGUGAUACGCCUAAUUUGCAAGGAAGAGUUAGUCUUCUGCAGCAACGGUUGGGACUGCCGGCAGAAGUGCAACUUGAAUUCGUGAACGGUGGCCACGGGAUCAAAAACCCUUUGGCCGCAAAUCAGGAUACUCUGAGAGCGCGAACUGACGACAAAGUCAAAGUUGCCUCUAUCACAAACGAGGACGGUUCGUCCAGUUUUUGUUGUAGAGUGUGCAAUAAGACCUUCACUUUACAACGACUAUUAAACAGACACAUGAAAUGCCACUCUGACAUCAAGAGAUACCUUUGUACUUUUUGUGGCAAAGGAUUCAACGACACCUUCGAUCUCAAACGACAUACAAGAACGCAUACAGGAGUGCGACCGUACAAAUGCAAUCUUUGCGAAAAAUCGUUCACACAAAGAUGCUCAUUAGAAUCACAUUGCCUGAAAGUUCACGGAGUCCAGCAUCAGUACGCGUACAAAGAAAGGAGGGCAAAAAUGUACGUUUGCGAAGAAUGCGGUCACACAACAAACGAACCCGAAAUCCACUACCUGCACCUUAAAGAGAAACACCCCUACAGUCCGGCCCUUUUAAAAUUCUACGACAAACGUCACUUUAAGUUCACAAAUUCGAAUUUUGCGAACAUGCUGUUACAAGUGCGCACGUGAACUGGGCCGGCGUUGUUUUCAGAUAAGUCCUUUCCAUUUAAACGUAUUACUGUACUGUCCACGUCCAGUGACAUUACUCAGUGAAAAUAGUCAAUUAUUUUACACCAACAAGGUUUAUGUUGAGUGUAAUCUUUACUUGAAAAAUUCGGACGUUGUUGUUUAAAUUCAAAGUUUCUUUUCCAUCUUCUCCAACAAGCUAGCGUAUUUACUAAAGAAGGCUUAGUUGGUCGAAUUCCACAUUGUGACGACACAACUAUUUCGACCAACCGAAAUUUUGCAUUACUAAGCUAAGUACCUUUAGUAAAAUCGACUAGAUAGUCUGCUGAACACUACCAAUGAUAUAUUUGAUGAGUAUAUUGAGCUAGUCAAAUGACUUAUAAAGUAAAAGAAAACUUAGUUUACAAUUUUCUAAAAAGAAGUACAUACGUCGUUGCGUUGAUUGGCUUUGAUAUAUUCCUCAAUAAAUCAUUACAAAAGUGUUUAACGACGAUUUUUCUUCUGUGAUACUAAGAACUGAAAUGAAGUACCUUUUUUGCAUCACGUCUUGUAGGCAGCAAUAUUAUUAAAAGCAAAUAACAAGCAAUACUGUAGCCUGCGUUCGUUGUUCGCUGCAAGGAUCACAAUAAUACAUAAGAGCUAAGAUGACAACACUGCAAAUUUUUGGUACCCGAAACGAGGGGUAUCAAAGAAAAACCGAAAAAUCGUGAUCCAUAUAUUUUUUUAAAAAAGAACGGCUCAGCUACCACAAAAACGGCAGUGUAUCAUUUUGAUCGGGUUUUUUGUGCAAUCAGGUGUUAGGUUUUAUGGGGUAAUAAAUAAGUGUACGUAGAGUAUUUGGUAAACGACAGUGCUUUUUGCGGAACGAUGUUAGAAUUUAGAAAGACGAAAAAAUGACUUGAAAACUUGAUUAGUACAAAUUACUAUUUAUAAAAUAAUCAUCGAAAUGACGAGGAAAAUGAUUAACAUUCUGAAGGGAAACUAAAUAUUAUAAGAGCAGAUAUUUAUAAAAGUUUUUCUAGACUUUAAUAGGUUCCAAAACCAAUUCUGGUGCUUCAUAGUUUCUAAAGUAAAUCUAUGGUGCUACAGAAUUAAAUUGUUUUAUCUUUUAAUGUUUAUUAAACUCAUGAGUGUAGGUUUCGACUUUACUAGUGAUUAUAAUGUACUUAAACAAUCUUCUAGAGAAUGUACACUCUACUGCAUUUUAAUAUUAUUAUUAUUAUUAUUAUU
Agrilus planipennis (emerald ash borer) is the source of this 4046-nucleotide messenger RNA. RefSeq names its product transcriptional regulator ovo (gene ovo). Lineage: Eukaryota; Metazoa; Arthropoda; Insecta; Coleoptera; Buprestidae. The record is from RefSeq and is a predicted model, not a curated record. Bases 381 to 2819 code for a protein of 812 amino acids. Gene Ontology annotation, cellular component: nucleus. Gene Ontology annotation, biological process: epidermal cell differentiation; regulation of transcription by RNA polymerase II. The transcript has 4 exons. Gene Ontology annotation, molecular function: DNA-binding transcription factor activity, RNA polymerase II-specific; RNA polymerase II cis-regulatory region sequence-specific DNA binding.